Messenger RNA from Octodon degus (degu), 3253 nucleotides. RefSeq names its product solute carrier family 2 member 9 (gene Slc2a9). Gene Ontology annotation, cellular component: membrane. Gene Ontology annotation, molecular function: hexose transmembrane transporter activity. The record is from RefSeq and is a predicted model, not a curated record. The transcript has 13 exons. The coding region runs from base 405 to 1955 and encodes 516 amino acids. Lineage: Eukaryota; Metazoa; Chordata; Mammalia; Rodentia; Octodontidae. Gene Ontology annotation, biological process: monosaccharide transmembrane transport.
GAAGGGAAGCCGGGAUGUCUGUUCACAGUCUCCUUCCUGAGCUCCGCUCUAUACAUCAAUGUUUAUAUGGCCCUGUGCUUUUUCUUUAACCUGACUCUGAGGAGACAAAAAGAAGCUUGCUGAUGAAGUUUUCAAACUUACAGUCAGAAGGAGGUAACGCGGGACAAAGGAGAGUAAGACUUAAGGGUUGCUUCCUCUGGGUCCCUGCUUCUGUGGGGCGACUCCACUGACCCGGAACAGAGCAGAGGAAUGGACUGUGUUCUGGAGGUGUACACUCCUCCAGGGGCAUUAGGGACCAGCACAGGACAGGAGGGACUGUCAGCUGACCUGGAGCAAUACGACACCCACCACCUGAAACGGAAAGCAGGAAGCUCAGUGAAGCAGGCCCAGCAGAAAACAAAGAGAUGAAGGUGGGGAGAAAGAAAGGGGACUGGUCCUGCUGGCUGCUGGCGGCCUCGCUGGUGGGUGCCUUUGGCUCUUCGUUCCUGUAUGGGUACAACCUUUCGGUGGUGAAUGCCCCCACCCCGUACAUCAAGGCCUUUUACAAUGAAUCCUGGGAAAGAAGACACGGACAUCCGAUAGACCCAGAUACUCUGACCCUGCUCUGGUCUGUGACUGUGUCCAUAUUUGCCAUCGGUGGACUGGUGGGGACACUAAUGGUGAAGAUGAUUGGAAAGAUUCUUGGGAGGAAGAACACGCUGCUGGUCAACAACAGCUUUGCGAUUUCUGCUGCGCUGCUGAUGGCCUGCUCUCUCCGGGCAGGCACCUUUGAGAUGCUCAUUGUGGGACGCUUCAUCAUGGGCGUGGACGGAGGCAUCGCCCUCAGCGUACUCCCCAUGUACCUCAACGAGAUCUCGCCCAAGGAGAUCCGCGGCUCCCUGGGCCAGGUGACUGCCAUCUUCAUCUGCGUGGGCGUGUUCACGGGGCAGCUGCUGGGCCUGCCUGAGCUGCUGGGAAAGGAGAGCACGUGGCCAUACCUGUUUGGGGUGAUCGUGGUCCCUGCCCUCGUCCAGCUGGUGAGCCUGCCCUUUCUCCCCGAGAGCCCACACUACCUGCUCUUUGAGAAGCACAAUGAAGCUGGAGCCGUGAAAGCCUUCCAGAAGUUCCUGGGCAAAGCAGAUGUCUCCCAAGUGAUGGAGGAGGUCCUGGCCGAGAGCCGCGUGCAGAAGAACAUCCGCCUGGUGUCGGUCCUGGAGCUGCUGAGGGACCCCUCUGUGCGCUGCCAGGUCAUCACUGUGCUCGUCACCAUGGCCUGCUACCAGCUCUGUGGUCUCAAUGCGAUUUGGUUCUACACCAACAGCAUCUUCCGCGAAGCCGGGAUCCCUCCGCGAAACAUCCCCUACAUCACCCUGAGCACAGGCGGCAUCGAGACGCUGGCUGCUGUCUUCUCUGGCCUGGUCAUUGAGCGGCUGGGGCGGAGACCUCUCCUCAUCGGUGGCUUCGGGCUGAUGACACUCUUCUUCAGCAUCCUCACCGCCACGCUGACUCUGCAGGACCGCGCCCCCUGGGUCCCCUACCUCAGCAUCGUGUGCGUCCUGGCUGUCAUCGCCUCCUUCUGCAGUGGCCCAGGUGGCAUUCCCUUCAUCUUGACUGGAGAGUUAUUCCAGCAGUCACAGCGGCCAGCCGCCUUCACCAUUGCAGGCACAGUCAACUGGCUCUCCAAUUUCGCCGUGGGGCUCCUCUUCCCAUUCAUCCAGAAAAGUCUGGACACCUACUGUUUCCUCGUCUUUGCCGCAGUAUGUUUCACAGGUGCUGUCUACCUCUAUUUUGUCCUGCCUGAGACCAAAAACAGAACCCACGCAGAAAUCAGCCAGGCAUUUGCCAAGAGGAACAAGGCAUGCCCCCCAGGGGAGAGGGCUGACUCAGCCAUCAGCAGCGAUGAGAAGAGGAGCAGAAAGCCAGAGCCAGAUUCCGCCUCCACACUGGAUGGCCAUGUCAAAGACAGGGUUGUCUGAAGGGGUAGUCACACAGCAUCCAGAGCCCCAAAGGCUUCUCCGUGCCUGGAAGGUACAAACUGACUCAAGCCAUGCAAGUCCUACACUACUAAGUGUUGCAUAAUGGACUGGUGCUCGACCAACUGCACAGCCAGUUGUUGAUUAUCCCGACUGCCACACUCUUCGGGAAGCUGGAAAGAAUCACCCUGGGUCUCAGUGACCCAGUAUCCUUCUGCAGAGCUCGGGCCCACCUUCCUUGUGACUUCACCAAUGGUAAUGUAGUCGGACGAAUGCUACUGGGAUCACUUCUCAAAGCAAACAGUGUGGUCCGGCUGAGGGCUGAGUGGACAGGACAUCACUGGCUGAGGUUGCAGUCCCUGCUUUGCUGUCAGUAGCCUCAGUCUCUACGUGGAUCAGCAAGCCUGGGAGAGCCUGUGCUUUGAUCCUGGACAAAGGCUCUCAGAAUACAGUGGGAAGAGGCUCUGCACCUCCUAAUGAGCACCUCUGCCUAUCGUUGGCUCUGCCUUGCGGAUCCUGAACUGAAAAGAACCAUUCCCGGCAUCUUCCUGCUGGUUUUGCUUUCUCCAGGUGGUGUCCAAACAGCUCAAGGCUGCCAGGUCUGAGGCUGUCUUUGACUAGGAUUGUGACAGAGGACAUAAAGAAGAUAUGUGUGUACAAGAUCUAGCAAAGUAGCCAUAAGGAAGAGCUUUCUAGUAGCUUGGAUAGAGACUAUGAGUUAAAUUCCAUUCCAUUGAAGUAGUGUUGAGAAUGAUGCAGAGAAUAAGCCUAGGCUUCAUGGUGCUGUGCUCAAUUAAUGAUGUCUGUCUGUAUCUGGUGAAGGAGUGUGUCUGCAUUCAUGUUUGCUGAUCCUGCAGAGGUUUAUCUGAUGAUGUAAUAAGCAGCCUUGGAAGGUGGCGGGCUCAACGUCACUCCGAGUGCUGAGACUGAGUGGUGACUUGCCUAAGUGCCAGUUGUGGAGGAAGAUGUUGGGAGGGCCUGGGUCCAAGGGAACAUCUGACCCUUCCAUGCUUGGGUUGCUGUGUCAGAACUUGCUGCAGUCAUGCAUAGCUGGUGGUUUGGUGGGUCCCCUGCACCACCUCCAAAUCUACGCCGCUGCCAGUGACAGCUUUCCUAUCAUGACAGUGCACUUGAAUCAGCACCACUGUGUUUAAGUUGAGUAUGUGUCACAAAAGAGGUAGAGCCAGAGAGGAAGGGCUCUACCCUGGCAACACCAUGGGAGCCUCUGUUUCCACUGAUCAUUCUUAAUAAUGUUUUUGUUUUGUUUUUUUCAUUAAUGUAUUUGCUACAGGGUCUCACUA